Mesorhabditis belari is the source of this 1602-nucleotide messenger RNA. The record is from the annotation of a GenBank genome assembly. NCBI's taxonomy places the organism in Eukaryota, Metazoa, Nematoda, Chromadorea, Rhabditida, Rhabditidae.
AUGCUUCUCAAGGGACUCCUCUUGGCCCUCGUCAUGCUCGUCUUUGAUGCAAUGGUGGGCGCGCAGGCCCAACAGCAAACGUUCGACCGACAAGAUCGAGACUAUCGACCUCUUCAGUUCGGUAAACGAGAUGGUUAUCGCCCGUUGCAAUUCGGUAAACGAGAUAAAAGCUUAUUCCACGAAACAACUCACCAAGGGAUCAAGAAGAAUACGCAAAACCGCGCUUCAUCCGGCGUUCGCAGUGCGGGUAAUACGAGCCGAGGUCACGGCCUGCUUCAGGGUAUCCAGUGGCAGUUAUCGGGUGCCGUUUCUACACCAGCCGUCGUAGGCAUGACAAAUGUGGGUGGUCGAGGCCCCUCGGGGUCAACGUCAGGUGGACAACCUGCAUCAGCUUCACAAGGAGUGCUUAUGGUCGGCCCUAACUUCAAGGUGGGCAAGAAGAUCGGAUCGGGAAAUUUUGGAGAGCUCCGAUUGGGCAAGAAUCUCUACAACAACGAGCAUGUAGCGAUCAAGCUGGAGCCGAUGAAAAGCAAGGCUCCCCAACUUCAUUUGGAGUACAGAUUCUACAAGCUAUUGGGUCAAGCUGAGGGUCUUCCACAAGUGCACUACUUCGGACCGUGCGGGAAAUACAAUGCUUUGGUGAUGGAAUUGCUCGGACACUCGUUGGAGGAUCUCUUCGAUCUUUGCGAGCGGCAUUUCUCGUUGAAGACCGUUGCAAUGAUCGCCAUGCAAUUAAUACGACGGAUAGAAUAUGUUCACUCAAAGCACCUCAUCUAUCGUGACGUUAAGCCGGAGAAUUUCCUCAUUGGUCGAUACUCGACAAGAAAACAACACAUUUUGCACAUUAUUGACUUUGGUUUGGCAAAAGAAUACAUCGACUGUGAUACGGGCAAGCAUAUAGCUUAUCGAGAACACAAAUCUUUGACGGGUACCGCACGAUACAUGUCGAUCAAUACGCACUUGGGCAAAGAACAGAGCAGGAGAGAUGAUCUUGAGGCUCUUGGACACAUGUUUAUGUACUUCCUUCGAGGCUCCCUCCCCUGGCAAGGCCUUAAAGCAGAUACACUAAAAGAAAGAUAUCAAAAGAUUGGGGACACAAAACGCUCAACACCAAUCGAGGUACUUUGCGAAGGAUUUCCAGAAGAGUUUGCCCAGUAUCUCCGCUAUGCUCGACGUUUGGACUUCUUUGAGACACCAGACUAUGAAUAUUGCUAUAAUCUUUUCAAGUCUGUGUUGGAGCGUCUUGGUUUCACUUACGAUUACGAGUUCGAUUGGACUCCGAAGUUGAACAGUGUGUCUACUCCAUCUGGCUCAAUUCAUGCUUCGGAGACGGGUACUGGAGCUGGCAAAGAGGGACCGAAGGGCCGAAGUGCACAAGGACAGUCGAGACGAGAAGAACUCCGCCCGCAACACAAUCAAAACAAUCAAUUUGGAUCGACUCAGGUGAUAAACAGCAAUGCGGGAGAAGUGGGCGGUGAGGAAGUUGGUCGAGCUGUUGCCGGCGGUAAUGGUGAUCGUCAGGAUUCCUCCAGCGGAGAGGUUAAGUGCUGUUGUUUCCGGAGACGACGAAGGAAGGUGCCCACAUCAACCGCUCAAACCAAA